This is a messenger RNA of Onthophagus taurus, 5544 nucleotides long. NCBI's taxonomy places the organism in Eukaryota, Metazoa, Arthropoda, Insecta, Coleoptera, Scarabaeidae. The record is from RefSeq and is a predicted model, not a curated record.
CCUAUCAUUUGACGCAUUUGACAGCGGUGAGUCAAACUAAACGUCAAAAUAACGACAUUGUUAUUAAUUAAACAAUCUACGAUGUUUUUCUCCUUUAAAUCGAAACCGUUCGGAGCGUAAAAUCAUCUUUGAACAAUAUCAAGGAGUAUUACAAACCAAAAAAAUGGAGGCGGCCCCCCGAUUGCCCAUGAUUAGCUUUCCAUUUAAACAGAGCACCGAAAAUGUUUCUUUCGCUCAACAAUUAAAACCGUACAUAGCUAAUUUUUACCAUGAAGACCCGGAGAGUUAUUCAACAGAAUUUAACCGCUUGGAGAGUCUACGUAACUCCUCGAUGUUCCCACAACAAUCCAUUAACAGUUUACAAUCCCAAAAACGAUAUUACGCCCAAUUAAGUUUCUUAAAAUCAAGAUUUCCUAUGCAUGAAGGUCAACCGUGUGCUGUAAUUUUUUCAUGGAAAGAUCCUUAUUCUAAUGCUUCUUGUGCUGUGGCUGAUAUCAAAUUUGAAAUGAUGUGUGUUUUAUAUAACAUAGCAGCUUUACAUACUCAAUUAGGUUCUGAAAGUCCUCGAUCAUCUUCAGAGGAAAUGAAAAUUGUUUGCACACAUUUUCAAUACGCCGCUUGGUGUUUUCAAACACUACGUGAUAAUUACUCAACAAUGCUUAGUUAUCAUGAUGCUGUUGAAAUCACUCACGCAAUGCAAUUAAUUUGUUUUGCCCAAGCACAAGAAUGUAUACUUGAAAAAAGCAUGUUAGAUAAUAGAAAAGCCACAAUUAUAGCUAAAGUAGCCAUGCAAGUAGUUGAUUAUUACAAACAAGCAUUUGCUGCAAUGCAGACAUUAAGAGAAGAUGCGGAUGGUUUAAAAAUCACUAAAUACACCUUAAAAUAUCUUGCAUUUAAAUGCGAAUAUCACCGAGCUAUCGCUUUACUUUAUAUGGGUCAACAAUCUGAGGAACAACAAAAAAUGGGCGAAAGGGUCGCGUUUUAUCAAGCCUCUUUAGAACAUCAUGAAGAAGCUAGGAAAUAUGCUAGUAGUAUGUCUUCUUCGCAAGUUGCACCUUUCAAAGAAGCAUUAACGUUCACUCUUGAUGUUAUUGAGGGUAAAAGGAAGGCUGCUAAAAAUGAAAAUGAAUUUAUUUAUCAUGAAGAAGUUCCUAAUAGAGAUGUGUUACAAGAAAUUAAAGGAGCUUCACUUGUUAAAGGAAUUCCUUUUAAUAUAAAUGAUCCAGAAAUUUCAGGCCCUGAUAUUUUUGCACGUUUAGUUCCUAUGCAAGCACAUGAAGCGUCAUCACUUUACAGCGAGCAAAAAGCCCAAUUAAUGCGUCGAAUGGGCGAAUUGAUUGAAAUAAAAGAUCAAGCAUUAGCCGAAUUUAUGUCCUCUUUGCAAUUGGAAGUUCUAAAUCAGAUUCAUCAAUGUAAAGGACUCCCUCAAGAUAUAAUCGACAGAGCUGCAGCUUUAUCAGCAAGAAACACAAUUUGUCAAGAUCUUUCGGCGGUGAUGACAAAGCUUUCAGGUAGUUUUAUUGAUGUCGAAGCAAUGUUACGCGACAUCCAAGAAUUGUUAAAAGAAGAAGAAUCUAAAGAAAAAGAGUACCAAAGCUUAAUGGGGAAAAGGCCACCGUCGAUAAUCGCUACUGAUUUAUCAAGGGAAGCCGCGAAAUAUCAAGAAGCUCAUAACAAGGCAUCCGAUUCGAAUCAAAAUUUACAUCGUGCGAUGAUGGCGCAUGUCACGAAUAUUAAAUUAUUAGCGAUGCCUCUGCAACAAUUACAGCAACAGAUACCGAGUAUAGAGUUGCCUAAUCCGAAUAUUGACGAAAAACAGCUUAGGGAAAUACAAAUGUUGUUGGGUAAAGUUGAAGAAAUGAAAUCACAAAGAAUUAUGUUAUGGAAUCAAUUUCGUGAAGGUAUUCAUAAAGACGAUAUAACAGGGAUUUUAGUAACGAAAAAAUCAUCGGAAAAAUUAGAUGAUAUUUUUACAAAAGAAUUAAUGAAACAUAAAACAGCCUCUGAGUUAAUUGAAAAAAAUGUUGGUGCUCAAGAUAACAUCGCGAAAGCUUUAGUGGAAGCUUACGCCCAGUUUACUUCCGCCAGAAAAUAUAUUCAAGAUGUUACAACGAAAAGAAGUACUUUUAUUACCAAUUUAAUCGCUUCUUACGACGCCAUUGAUGAUCUGUUGAGCAAAGCAAACAAAGGAAUUGAAUUUUAUAACAAACUAGAGACGAAUGUAAGCAAAUUAUUCCAAAGAAUUAAAAGUGCUUGUAAAGUUCAAGACGAAGAAAGAGAACAGAUUUUAUUAAAAAAUAAAGAAGUCAAACCUGAACCUAUUAUUAGUGCAGGUUUAACAACAACCAGAGGUCCUAAACUCAAAGAUUACUUAGAUAACAUGAAAGGUGAUAAACUUUCAGUUAAAAUGGAUAAUUUUAACCCAGUUUAUGCAGUUGGAUCAGAUUCUUUAUGGCCACCAGGUGUUAGACCAACUCCUGUUGGUUCUGAAAUAACCACCACAGCUUCUAGCAACACUUAUGUUGGUGGUGAACGCGUUGAUUAUAGUCAGCUAGCUUAUGGAUCAUCAAGCCAGACAAAUUCCGUUUAUACUUAUAGCGCAGGUUAUAAUCAGCCCAUCACAAAUCCAGGACAAGGUUAUAACAGCGAUUAUACGCAAAAUAUGAGUUAUGGAACCAGUGUUGUUAGUGGAAAUAACCCAGCAAUGACUCAAUAUUAUCAGGGAAUGAAUAAUACUGGAGGUAAUAACAUGGUUGAUUCAUCAAAUUAUGGAGGGUAUAGUGGAUAUGGUUAUCAAGAAGCUGCAUCACAAGGAGGAGUUAACUAUACGCAACAAGGAAUGAAUUUUAAUCAAGGUUAUGGUGGGGGUUAUAAUAAUAUGGGGUAUGAUCAAAAUUUACCAGGAAGUACCCCAAAUGUAAGUGGAACUAAUCAGAACCCAAGUGGUAGUAAUCAAAAUCUAAGUGGAGUCAAUCAAGACCCAAGUGCAUUCAGUCAAAAUCAAAGUGGAUUCAACCCAAAUCCAAGUGGAUUAAGUCAAAAUCCAAGUGUAUACACCCAAAAUCCAACAUUAAGUAAUCAAAAUUCCGUUGGAAGUAUUGCAAAUCCAACUGGAAUUGUUCAAAACCCAACUGGAAUUGUCCAAAACCCAACUGGAAUUGUUCAAAACCCAACUGGAACUGUUCAACAACCCAUUCCCAUUACACCUAAUUCUUCUGGAACUAUUCAAAAUACAACUACACAUAUUCAACAACCCAUUGGUGUUCCUCCAAAUUCCACUGGAAUUCUUCAAAAUCCAACUGGAAUGAUUCAAAAUUUAGCUGCACCUCUUCAAAGUCCAUCAACGAAUAUUCCGAAUCAAAACACAAUAUAUCACGGCGAAUACGUUCCUCAAAGUGUACAUCAAGGAUACUCAACAGAACCUACACAAUCUCUAACUAGAACAUCAAUGGCAACUUGGCAAAAUCUCCCGACGAUUUCGAAUAGUUACACUUCUACUGGAAGUCAACAAAAUGCCUAUGAAACAUAUUCAACUCCUGAUAACAAUUUAGAUGAUAUAUUGUCGGAGAGAAUGGCCGCUUUACUUGCUAAAAAUAAGCAAACGCCAAAACCGCAAGGUGCUAAUGUUAAUUAUUCGCAAUAUGAUUAUGUGGGUUAUGGGGAAAAUUAUCAACCUGGUUUUGUGGGAACUGAUCAAGCGUCUAUUUCUGGAAGUGUUCACAGUGCCCAAAGUGCUACAUCUUAUUGGGGCGAACAACAAUCAGGUGUUGUAUCUCAAGUUUCUCAACCGCAAAUUGUUCAAACGUCUCAGCCACAGACAUCGUUUUCGGAUUCAGCUUAUGGAAGUCAAAGCACGUUUAAUUAUUUAGACCAAAACAAAUUUUCUUCUGCAAAUCCAGAAGAAUAUCAACAAUACUAUCAAAAUCAACCUAAUUUGCAAUAUUAUGAUUAUUCUCAGCAAGGUUACAGCGGCCAAAAUUAUUACAAUUACCCGAAUUAUUCAACAGCUAAUUACCAAACAGUUCCAACUGUUUCAACAGUACCCCAAACUCUUCAACCGACUCAUUCAAACACAAGUACGACUACUAAGGAUGUUUCAAAAAACUCAAUUUCUCCAAAAAAAGAAAGUAGUAUAGAUUUAUUAUCUGGACUUGAUUUUAAUAUAUCCCAAGCUCCUUUGGUACCUCAAACUGAAAUUAAAAAGGAAGAAAAACCACAGGAAGUAGUUGCAAAACCAUCAACGAUUGAAAAUACGAAUCCACCGAAAAUGCCUGUAAAAACAGAAAGUGAUGUUGUGAAUAAAAUUAAGAAAAAAUUGGAACGUCCAAAGACUGACCCCUUCCAAAAUGUAGGCGUCGUUGCAACGUUUCUUCAAGAAGUCGACAAAUUUGAAAAAUUUUGCGACACCUUGUUUACUAAAACUUUAAACGGACCAACUAAUUUAGAUUUGAAAUGGAAAGAAAUCCACGAUCGACAAGAAAAUGAGAUUUAUAAUAAAAGCAUUUCUAUUGCGAGAUGUUAUCCAUUGAAAAAUCGCUUUGCUGAUAUUUUACCUUACGAUUAUAGCCGUGUUGAAUUAAAAACGACUGUUGACGAUUAUAUCAACGCGUCUUACGUAAAAGAUUCGUCGCAAAAUUGUCCUAUUUUUAUAGUAACACAAGCACCAACUCAAACAACAAUAGCUGACUUUUGGGCUAUGGUAUUUGAACAAGAAAUUGACAUUGCAAUUUGUCUUUUAAACAACAAUGAAAUUGAAAACGAUGGUUAUUGGCCAAAAGAAACGGGCAAAGACAUUUUUAUUGCAAAUAAAGUAAUUUCUUUAGUGAGUACAGUUACUAAAGAUCAUUGGGUUGAAAGAAGAAUUACCGUCAGUUUACCAGAAAAAAGAAAAUUUAAAACUUUAGUACAUUUACAGUUUACUGCUUGGUCUGGAAGCGUUUUUUCAACAACUCCAGUUCCUUUUGUAAAUUUUGUGAAAGAAACCCUAACAAUAUGUGAUCAAAUGGACGUUUGUUAUCCGAUUUUAGUCCAUUGUUCCGCUGGAAUUGGAAGAAGUGGGUUGUUUUGUGUUUUAAUGGCGGCAAUUCUUGAAGUUAUGAUUAAUCCUAGUGUACUACCUGAUAUUCCUUUAAUCAGUGGGAAAAUGUCUUGUAAAAGAAGGAAUAUUUUAAGGGAUAGAGAGCAUUUGAAAUUUUGUUAUACAGCAUUCCUUUAUUAUUUGAAAGAAUUACAAACUAGAUAUAAGCCAGAAACUUCUGGUCAUUCAAGAAAAGCGUCAACAUCAUCGUUGAACAUUCCUCCAGUAGUUGAUGAUCCAUUCAGUUCACUCGAUCCAUUAUGGGCAACUAAAAAGAAAUAAAUUUUAAAGUAUAUUAUUUGAAAAUUAAUUUUAUAUCAGAAGUGCUUUAAAAGAUAUUUUAAACUUAAACUUAGAAUUUACUGUAUAGAAGUUCUUGUAUUAUUUCAGAAUUUAUUGUACUAUUUACUUGUUGUAGUGAACCAACUGACGUAUAUCUACAUUAAAUUAUAACUAAACUUGUAAAA